Bipolaris oryzae ATCC 44560 is the source of this 486-nucleotide messenger RNA. RefSeq lists its product as uncharacterized. Gene Ontology annotation, cellular component: nucleus; cytoplasm. Gene Ontology annotation, molecular function: diphosphoinositol-polyphosphate diphosphatase activity; bis(5'-adenosyl)-pentaphosphatase activity; endopolyphosphatase activity. Lineage: Eukaryota; Fungi; Ascomycota; Dothideomycetes; Pleosporales; Pleosporaceae. Gene Ontology annotation, biological process: diphosphoinositol polyphosphate metabolic process; diadenosine pentaphosphate catabolic process; diadenosine hexaphosphate catabolic process. The record is from RefSeq and is a predicted model, not a curated record. The coding region runs from base 1 to 486 and encodes 161 amino acids. The transcript has 2 exons.
AUGGCCGCUACCCAACAGCUGUCGAUGCAGUCACGCACAGGACGUCUCAACCAGCGCUACGGCUCCCAAGGCGAGCGCCUAGUCGCCGGCGUGGUGCCGCUCUCCGCCGACAAGUACUACGUCCUGUUAAUUCAGUCGACCAAACGCAACGGCUGGGUCCUCCCCAAAGGCGGCUGGGAGACGGAUGAGGCAACCGCCCAAGACGCUGCCAAACGCGAAGCCUGGGAAGAGGCGGGCAUAAUAUGUAAAAUCAACUACGACCUCGGCCUCAUCCCCGAGAAGCGCAGGCCCGAUCAGCUCACCUCACAGGCCCCCAAGGCCUCGUACCAUUUCUUCGAAGCCACGGUCGAGAAGCAGGAAGCCCAAUGGCCCGAGCAGCACAAGCGGAAUCGGAAUUGGUUCAGUUAUAGCCAGGCCCGCCAGGCCUUGGCCGAACGCCCGGAACUCCUCGACGCCCUCGACCGGUGUACCAUGCACAGAACUUAG